Messenger RNA from Onychostoma macrolepis, 9406 nucleotides. RefSeq names its product neurocan b (gene ncanb). The transcript has 16 exons. The record is from RefSeq and is a predicted model, not a curated record. Bases 635 to 4429 code for a protein of 1264 amino acids. NCBI's taxonomy places the organism in Eukaryota, Metazoa, Chordata, Actinopteri, Cypriniformes, Cyprinidae. Gene Ontology annotation, biological process: cell adhesion. Gene Ontology annotation, molecular function: calcium ion binding; hyaluronic acid binding.
UUCUUUUUUUUCUCUCUUAUUUAAUUGUUAGUCAGUCACAGUACAACACAUUUCAGUAGUGAAUAAAGCAAAGUUUAUCCAUGAAUCAGUUGAAUGAAUGAUUCAAUGGCUCACACGUUAAUGCAGUCACUUGUUUUGUAAGUGAACGAAUCAGCGUUUUUUGAAAUAAUUUGUUGAAUACGUUUCAAAUGACUCACUAAAGAGCCAUUCAUUUGGCGCUACAUACAAACUAUGUAAACUGCACAAAGAGUCAAACUAAAAUUGGUAAAACUAAAUCACAUUUUCAAUAAGUGUUCAUAAUAAGGCCGGGAACAUGUAUUAAGACAGCAAAUAUGGUAAAAUUUCAACAAAAAUAAAACAAAAUAAAUAUUCGCAAUGCUUCAUGGGUGUGGGCGGUAAAACGUUGAGCUAUUUUGCCGCGAUUUCGGGUUCUCAUGGCAACAGCAACUAAGCAUUUCUGGAAAGUACAAUAGGCUACUUAAAUCAUUCUUCGAAACAACAGUAAAUUAUUCCAUCUAAAUAAACAUAUACAAUCCCUUAACAACCUCGGAGCUCACGGAAGAGAUCAAAACGGGUCAGACGGGUUCUUCUGUUUUCCCCAACCGUGAAGUAAAAGAAAGGACACUGAUGAAGGAUGCUGGGGGAGCUCCGCUUGACAGCGCUCCAGUCUCUCCUGGCUGUGUGUCUGCUCUUCACCCUGGAACAUGGCAUGGUGAGCUGUGAUACUGUGGUGAACAUGCGUAAGGUGACUCACCAGCGGGUUCAGGAGCCAGUCUCAGGUACGGCCCUCCUGCCGUGUGUUUUCACCCUGCGCCCGAGUCCUUCAAACGAACCCCCCCGCAUCAAGUGGACCAAACUGUGGGGUCAACGCGGCCCGGAUGGCCUACAGAAGCAGCAGUCGAUUCUGGUGGCUAAAGACAACAUAAUCAAGGUGAAGAAAGCCUUCCAGGGCCGCGUGACCUUGCCAGGAUACCCAGAGAACCGCUAUAACGCCAGCUUGGUGCUGACAGGCCUGCGAUCCAGCGACUCGGGGAUGUACCGCUGUGAGGUCGUGGUCGGCAUUAACGACGAACAAGAUACGGUGCCCCUUCAGGUCACGGGAGUGGUGUUUCACUACCGUGCGCCUCACGACCGCUACGCGCUGUCCUUCACCGACGCCAAAAGAGUUUGUCUGGAGAACUCUGCCAAUAUUGCCACGCCGGCCCAGCUGCAGGCCACUUUUGAUGAUGGCUAUGACAACUGCGAUGCUGGUUGGCUGUCGGACCAGACUGUGAGGUAUCCCAUCCAGUCGCCUCGGCCUGGCUGCUUCGGCGACAGGGAGGACUCACCUGGCGUGAGGAACUAUGGCAGCCGAGACCCCGACGAGAUGUUCGAUGUGUACUGCUUUGCCAACGGCCUGCAAGGUGAAGUGUUUCACACCAGCGUGCCGGAGAAGUUAAGCCUGGCAUCAGCUUCAACUCACUGCCACACUCUGGGAACUCAGCUGGCCACGGUCGGGCAGCUCUACCUGGCCUGGCAGGGUGGCCUCGACCGUUGUGACCCUGGCUGGCUGGCUGACGGCAGCGUGCGCUACCCCAUCAACCUGCCCCGGCGUAACUGUGGAGGAGAUGAACCAGGAGUACGGACCGUUUACCACAACCCCAACCGCACCGGAUUCCCAGACACUAGUGACCUAUUUGACGCCUACUGCUAUCAAGAGAAGAAUUUCGAAGAGCAGGCGGCGAUACUCCACAAAACCCUAGAAAACUCCAAUUUGAACUCUUCAAGCGACGAAGAGGUGCAACUCCAAAGAAACGGAGCCUUCCCUGAACCUUCAACUUGGACUGGUCUGGUCGAUCUCGAGAAAGAAGACUUCCAGUCCAUCAUAAACAACGAAUCUUCAGAAAUCUCAGAGGAGCAUGUUGUAAUCCAUCUUGGACCUGAAGAAAGGUCUGUAGACUGGGAAGAUGAUGCUGUGGAGAAGCAGGAGAACCUUCAAGGGGGUUCGGCGAAAGAGGAGACCGAUGAUUCAGAUGGUCCCGAUGUGUCUCCCGACCCGUCUUCAACCACGCCAUCUUCCUCUACGCAAGCUCAGACCAGCAACAGCGUAAUUUCCAACUUUAUGAACACAAUCAUGAAGCCAUUUAGGUACUGGACCGGGACUGGAGAACCUGCGAUACCGGCCACAGAGUCCAGCCUCUACAGAGGAACCUCAGAAAUAGUCCCACCUGCCAGGACGAAGCCAAGUAGAGGGAAAACAAGCAAAGUUGGUGCUGAUAACGCCAUCGUGGAGCCUAAUAUCAAGGAACAUUCAUAUAAUCCCUCCUCGUCAGAUCCAGAAGAUGAGCUCUUGGAACAGGAGAAAGAAGUGGUCUUGGUGGCUGCGCAGCAGGAGAUAAAGAGUCCAAGCAAUUCUUAUUUGGAUCAUCCAUAUUCACAGACCUUCACAGACAGCUUUACUGGACCAACCAAAGGAGCGAUUGGAUCAGGAACGGCGGAUCCGACUCUUUCUUCGGUAUCUAAGAGCUUCGGUUACAUGAGGAGCAGCCAACAAGUUUGGCCUUUGAAAGUUGCCCCAAGCAAUAAUAGUCAUUUCAUAACUCAAACAAGCAGUCCCAUGGAAGCCAAAAGAGCCAGUUUGGAGAUCAUGACCAUUCCUGUUUCCAGGAACAACCCUGAGAACUUCUCCGGGGAAGGGAAAGACUUGAACGAGGAUGGUUACCCUAUUCCCAAAGGUCCUCCAUCGCUGUUAUCUGCAGAGGAAGAAAAAGAUGCCGAAGGAAGUGCAGGGAAGGAGUUUCCGUUCACCCUUGACAGCCAAAUAAAUGGAUCCGAUGACCACGGAGUCCCGCUGGAGACCACUGUCAGAUGGCAGCUUAUGAGUCUCCAGACGACUCAACCUACUAGUGCGUCCAGUUCUUCUGAAACCAAGCAUGAUAAACCGGUCGACACGGUUGAGGAAGCCAGGGGGGAAAUCAUGUACGUCCAUCGCCCCAUUGUAAACCACAAGAACGGUCCCUCAAAUAAAGUCACCUUGCCUUUUGUUAAACGGAAGCAAGACCUAGGGUUGACCAUUGCACCAGAAACACACACUUCCAACACACCUACCACCCCAAGCCCUGGAGAUCCCAACGAGGACAAGCUAGCAAUUCAACCACCAACCGUAGGGAUCACUCCUUCCCAACCUGGAGAAGAAACCACUACCGAAGACAUUUUGUGCACUCCGGAUCCAGCUGUUUCUAGCACGUGGUUACCUGUGGUUCAAGAGGAGGUAGAUACUCCACAACCACCGGUUCCUACCAUAAUAAUGACGCAGGCUGGACCUACGGUUCAACCGACUAGUCCAGGUCCAAAGGACACUUCCCAGCAGGCUGAGUCCAGGUCAGGAGGGUCGGAGUCAUUUGUGUUGGCUCAGGGCUGGAUAACAUCUGAACCGGUUCCAACGGAGGAAUCUUCAUUCCAGACCACAGGAAGCCCAGAGAAAGACACAACUGUGGCUGGGAGUGAAAACAGCCCCUCCAGAACUUCAGCAGAAGAUGAUCCCUGCCAGACCAACCCGUGCCUGCACGGUGGGAGCUGUUUGACCGAGGGGGAUGGAUACAGUUGUCUGUGCCCUCAGGGCUAUUCGGGAGAGAGCUGCGAGAUCGAUAUUGAUGAUUGUCAGUCCAAUCCAUGUCAGAAUGGAGGCACCUGCAUUGAUGAGAUCAACUCUUUCGUAUGCCUGUGUCUUCCCAGCUAUGGUGGAGCAACCUGUGAGAAAGAUACUGAGGGUUGCGAGCACAACUGGAGAAAGUUUCACGGCCACUGCUACAGGUACUUCACCCGCAGACACACGUGGGAAGACGCAGAGAAGGACUGCAGAGAGCACAGCGGUCACCUGGCCAGCAUCCAUUCCACACAAGAGCAGGACUUCAUUAAUGGACUGUGCCAUGAAAACACAUGGAUUGGUCUGAAUGACAGGAUGGUGGAAGACGACUUUCAGUGGACUGAUAACAUGGAUCUGCAAUAUGAGAACUGGAGGGAGAACCAGCCGGAUAAUUUCUUUGCGGGCGGAGAGGACUGCGUGGUGAUGAUCGCCCAUGAGAACGGCAAAUGGAACGAUGUGCCCUGCAACUACAACCUGCCCUACAUCUGCAAGAAAGGCACAGUACUAUGUGGAGCUCCGCCCACCGUGGACAGCGCUUUCCUGAUUGGUCGGAAGCGUUCGCAUUAUGACAUACACUCUGUGGUGCGUUACCAGUGCGGUGACGGUUUCCUCCAGCGCCACAUUCCCACCAUCAAAUGUCGCGCCAACGGCAAAUGGGACCGGCCCAAGAUCAUCUGUACGAAGUCAAGGAGAUCUCACCGCUACAGACGCCACCACCACAAGUCCCACCACGAGCGCAGAAAGCACAAGAGGCACGGUUCAGGAGGUCAUCGAGGUCAACAGGAGAGUCACGGCCAUUUCUAACCAAAUAAUCCCCUCCUCUCCUCCAGCCUUUCACCUAAACCUCCUUAUCUUUGAUAUCCGACGGCCUUUCACCUUUCCCCCUUCUCGUCUAGCUCAGUCUACCCCCAUUAUGACCAGAGGGGUACUGCUGGACCUCACAAGGACUAUAACAAUUUCACUUUUCCAUCUCUUUAUCCGUUAAUGUUACAUCUCAGUUUAGUGGAUCCAACAUGAGGAAAGUUCUUUCGUACCUUCAAUGUAGAAAACACUCUAGGUAACUGUUUAUGUAUUUUUACAUAAGCAUUAAUUGAGCGGGUGGGUUGGUACUACAUGUAAAUAUUGUAUUUCAUUUCAAAACGCGGGAUCAAAUCGAAACAGCCAGGAAAUGCUGGGGAUUGGUUAGCUUGUGCAGUGUUUCUUGACCGUUUUGAUAUUGGUUUGCUCUUUGUAAGACAUUAACCUAAUUUAUACAGUAUUUCUGAGUAUUGGUGUGUUUUGAGUUGAGAGGAGUGGUGCUCAUCUGGAUUUUACAUGAAAAUUAAAUCACGCUCAUGUCGUUCCAAACCUGUAUGAUUUUAUUUCUUCCGUCGAACACAAAAGGACAUGAGUGACUGGCAACAGGAGCUGUCGAAUUAAAAAAAUGGCACAAUAAAAGUAGUUGUGCACUGUAUUUGACAUCUUCUGAAGCCGUACGAUAGAUUUGUGCAUAAAACAGAUCGAAGUUCAAUCAAAAGUCAUUAUUCCAUUGUAGCUUUCAUAGAAAUGUCAACGAUGUCAAAUCUUAAUGAUGAACGAGAUUCGGUGGCGCUUUCUGCAAAUAAUCAUUUAAAUUUAGCAUUUUCCUCACACAAAUUUAUCGAAUACCUUCAGUAUUGUUGUGUUUUGGGUUGCGAGGAGUGGUGCUCAUCUGGAAUUUCAGUGUAGAAACUGCACAAUUCACACAAAAAUUAAAUCAUACUCAUGGUGUUCCAAACCCAUAUGAUUUUAUUUCUUAAGUCAAGCAAAAAAAGGAGAUGAGUGACUGACUAUAAAUGAGCAAUAUCAGCUACGAGUGUGAUAUUGCGUUUAAACAACAGUUUGACGGCACAAGUGUGUAAAUACAUAAGAAACAACUUUAAAAACCCUCUUUUGUGCAGAACUACUUCCUUCCGCCACGGAUUCAAAUCACAAGUUGACGGUUUAACAGCUGAGCCCAAGCCUCCGUUACUAAUUCGAAAACUAUUUUAAAUCUAAACAAGUACAUUUUUGCCUAAAAAACUCUUAAAACUACAUUCCAUGACACAAAAACAGUAUUAUCUUAUAAAAUUACAGUGGAUUCACGGUUGGAGUUCUGAUAUGACUUGAAUAUCGCACUCCUCUCAGCCAAUCAGAUUUGAGGACCAGAAAGAACUGUUGUAUAAACGACAAUAAAGCACCAUGAAAGUAUAAAUUUAACGUCUGAUAGAUUUGUGCGAGAAACAGACCAAAGUUAUUCAUAAUCAAAAAGGUGCUAUUCUGUUGUAGCAUUCGCAGAAAUGUGACAUUUGAUCUCCUUGAUGUCAAACUGGUGAUGAACGAGAUUUCAGAUCUGUGUUGGCUUGCUUUUUUUGCGAAUAAUCAUUUAAUUCUUGCAUUUCCCUUAUACAAACUUAUUGAAAAUCUUCAGAAGAAGAAUAUAGCACACAUAUGGUCAUGCAAACCACUUUUAUGAAACUUUUAUGGUGCUCCACUGGAAAAGAGCAGCUUGGACACUCUGCAAAGUAUCUUCUUUUGUGCUCCACAGAGAAAAGAACAUAAUACGGGUUUGAAAUGACAUGAGGUUAAAUAACUGAUGACAGACUUAAUUGUUGGGGUCAAACUAUUCCUUUAAGUCCUUAAACAGCUUUUAACUAGAUGUUACGCAGAUGUAUUUCAAGCCUUGAAUAAAGUUUCACAGGAAUUGACUUUGAAUGACUUGAUAAGAAUUAGUUAGAUGAAAUGUGCCACUGUAAAAUCGCCCCUACUUGUGGUUCUCCAUCUGUUAUUGAUGGUCUGUGCCAUGAUCUCGCACUUUCUCACCCACAGAGAAGAAAUUGUCCUGUCAGAGCCUGUCGGCGAGAAAAAGAGCAAGAAUUAGAGGGACGGAAAGAGAGGUUCAACUUGCUGGUCUUAAUUGCACUCGACUACAUAUAUGCCACAUCAAACCGAGCCGGUGACACGGUACUUUUAACAGCCUUGGGGGUCACAGCUAUGCCCGUAAUUAGCUUCUCAAAGUAGCACACUUAAGGAAGAAAUAAAACAGGGAUGGAUUCCCAUGGGUGGGGUGAGGACGAAAACAAAGAAUCCAGAUGGUGCGAUAUCACAUACGGGUUAGAUGUUAAAAGUGCUCAUGGGUAAAUUUCAGAGGCAGGGAUACCUCCAGCACUGAAGAUCAGGAGGUUAAAAAGGAAAGGCUCAUGCAGAAGAAAGCCAGUUGAGAGGCAGCAUUUGGCCUUCUGUUCUCCUCAGAGCGAAAGAUGUGGUCUGGGCUCACUGUGGUUUCCAAAGGCACGCUUUUUUUUUUCUUCCCUACCAGGUGCGUGUCCUGUUUUUCAAAGAGUACUGCGACAGCUGACUCAAAAAUGAGGACCACUCCUUAUUCUCUGUCCUCUCAACUAUCCUCCUUACCUUAAAAAAGGACAGACUCUUUCUUUUUUACAGCGCAUUUCUCUAAUGCUGGGGUUUGUGCUUAUCUCUCGCUGUUCCUCGCUCAAUUUCCCAGAGAGAUUGCAAACGUAGCCCAGUUUUCCGCCAACUGCUUUUCAACGUCAGUGCUCCCUCUUCUUUCCUUCUCUACCUUUAUCCAUCUUUUUUAAUAGCCCAAAAUUCAAGGAUGAAAAGCCAGUAGUUUUAAUAUCUGAAUAAUUCAUCUUUUUGUUCCAAGAAACUUAAUUAAUGCUGAGGUUACUGGCGCCUGUUUUGAUAAAGAAGCAAUUGACUUCAAGAAAAGGAUGAUUUAAAUUUUUUUUAAAAAGCUGUUUUUGAACAUUUUGAAGUUUAGGCAAAAGCGGAUAAAUUUUGCAUAAUUAAAAAAAAAAAUUAAGAUUUACUUAAGUAUUUGCAUUAUGGUAAUAGUAAUUUUAGAGUGGUUAAUUUUCUUGAAAAUAAUGUCACAAUGCAAAACAAAAUGCACAUCUUUAAAGCAAAAUAUAAUUUUUUUUUUUUUUCCUUUUGAUUUUGGGGUGAAUAACGACCUGUUCUGCACAGGUUUUGUACAAUUCAUUCUAAUGCCCAUGCAUGAUUUGCAUUGAACAGGAGGUGCACCAGUGUUAUGCAAUUUGUCUGUCAAAAUUGGAGUCUCAUUCUGAUACCCAGUCUCCUAAUAAUCCAUAUUAGCUGCUAAUGUACCUCUAUAUCACACUAAUAGCUCUUUACAGCCCUCAGCUGAGGCUAGCGAAGGAAGGCAGAUGGCUAACAAUGUGGCAACUUAAUUGCAAGCCUUGAUUAUAAAAAUGAAUCUCUAAACAAAGAAUGUUCACAGCUGUCUUUUGGCAGGCAUUCUGAAGAACUAUAAGAGGCAGCUGCGGGAUUUUCUUGUGGCAAGUUUCCUGACUAAUUGCCACAGAGCAAUUGCUGUCCCAGAGGUUGUUACGCUAGCUGCGCCACCCCUUUGUAGUUACAUUCGUGGAACAUAGUCUUAUUUAGGCUUGUUUGCAUGACUCAUUCAGCCAGAUUUGCUGAGUUUCUCGCAAGCAGAAUAUGCAAAAUACUCUCGCAAUAGUCUCCAAUGGUUUGUUUGCUAUCUGCUGCUGCAGCCGAGAAUGGCGUUUUUCCAUUUUGAUAAAAUGUUCAUGUUGUAUCGAAACGUUAACCUUGUUCUUUUCGUAUUUACAUGAUAGUUGGAGGUAAAGAGGAAGCUACGGAGGUGAGACAGGAGCACGAUGUCCUCUGUUUAAUCAGGACUGCAGGUAACAAGCCACAUCCAUCAUCGCCUUCCGGACUAUCAUGGCAAGAGUAGCACGUCUGAAUUUUUAGUGCGUUAUCUUCGUCUGCUGGAAAUGUCUUUGAUUGGACGGUGUCAGAAAGGGAAUUACCAUGACAAAGAAGCCAGUUCAACCGCCAGUGGCAGUGCGGAUUGUUCUGGAAAUCACUGCUGCUUAGUAUACUUAACCCGAACCUCCGGCAUUCCCUGUUCACCUAAACCGUGCUUACAUAGUCCGCCCUUUACCUCAUAAAAUUCUGUAUUGGCACAUAAUCUUAUCUGUAAAUUCCAUCCCAGCAGGUUGUCAUAUCAUUGUAUACGACUUUGUCAUGCACAUAGUUUAUUUGAAGAUAACACUGUUGGAGAGGACCUUAAAGAAGACUAUGAUACUGAUUAAUAUGGUGGGGUCUUUAUCUUUACACUGAUAAGCAUUUGGACUAUGAUGUUCCCCGACUUUUGUUAUCUGAAUUUUUGUUUACAUUUCAGAACCAAGCAUAUGAGACUUUUCCUGUAUAUUUACAGUUACAGCUCUUAUUUCUGUUUAUUUAUUAUUUGUUGGCUUGAAGGGCAUCCCGUCGCUAUUAAUGACCCAGCAUUCCCUGCUGUUACAAGCAGUAAAUUCAUUCCUCUGGCAGUAGCAAAACAACCUUGCGACAAAACCAUAAAAUCUUUUGACACCACUCCCCAGCUCGGUGAUGUACAGACUUUGUUUUCACUUCUUGAUGUUUUCUUCUCAUUUUUUAUGUAUGGGUUUAUUUAUUUUUCACUUUUUUAAAAUGAAAUCUGGAUGUGUUUGUUGCUUAGAGUCCCUGGACCUCAGUCACACAGGCUAACUCUCCGUUCUCCGACGCUAGGCAGAAAACACUACUGCUGCUGCAUCAAACAUCAAAUACCAUCUUCUACAUUGAGAUACUGUUGUUUUUUUAAAGUAUUUCCUUCACCGGGAUGACCCGAGUCAGGCUGUGUGAAUGUGGUCCAUUUGUGUUAUCCAAUAUUUAUUGAUGUUCUUAUGAAUUCUAGUUCUGUCAUUGUAUUAUAUUCUUUACCGAACAAGUGAUCAAUUAAAAACAUUGGAUGAG